AUGGAAAGCAAUUCUAAGCUGCAUCAGCACCAUUUCCUCCCAAUAAACCCACCCCUCUUUCACCUCAAUUCAAGUUCCUCUGAUAACUUCGAAGUAGGUCAUAUUCUGGCUAACAGCUAGGAUGAAAUAAGGACAGAGACUGGUGGAAACGAGAAACAGUUCAUUGGAAACCUUUUAAUCGAUGACGAUGAUGAUGAAUAGAAUUUUAAUUUCAAUAAGGACUUACACAGUCAAAAGUAUCAAAUCCACAAUCAAAAUAUCAAUUAGAAUCAGUACUAAAGACAAGUAAACGAGACUCAUUAACAAAGUGAAUAAGAUGUGGUAAGACUGUCUCCUGAUAAUUACAAAAUUAGCAACAAUUAACAAAUCAUCUACAAUUAUUAGCAGGAAAAUGUAAUAAAAUAAGACCCAGUUGAUAAACGAAAUAUGCUAAAAUACUAAUAAAAUUUAGUAAGACAAGAUAAAGGAAGAGUCUAGACUUAUGACCAGCUAUAGGAGUAGCAAUUGUGGGAUUAAGGGAGAUAAACAUAACCUCUAUACGAAAGACUCUUGAAACUUGGCUCAGGAACGCUUGAAUAUGGUUAAGAUGAGGAUCCAUAGAUAGAUGGAUAAAAUUUUACGAAAAAAGGUUACAUGCCUGAUGAUGGCUUUUUUAAUAACUAGGAAUUUAAUCAACAGUCUAAACUUGUUAAUAAUAGAUCUGGGACAAUGAAAAUAUAAAGAGGACAGAAUUAUCAAUAAGACAUGAUAAAUGAUAAUACAAUGUCUCAAAAUAUUGAAAAUAUCCAGUUACAAGGACUUCAUCUUUAGGAAGAUAUCAUUAAUAAUGACAGUCGUUCAACUAAGAUCUAUCAGAACUUGGGGUAGUUAGAUUAUGAAUUUGACCAUCACUCACCAAGAAAGUCUAAUUACAAUAGAUAAUCAGGUCCAGGAAAGGGUGAUUCAAGUACAACUAAAGGUGAAUCCAUUGAAUUAAAUAACUGCCCAUUCGUUAAUGCUGAAGAUACAAAAAGCGACUACUCUGAGUCGUUCAUAAAUGGUCCCAACAGUUUUAAUACUGCUCCAUUUCAAAGUUUAGGAAGUGUAAAUUAAGGAAAUUCGACUAGUUACCAAAAUAGGCAGAAUUAAACAGGAAAUUCAAUAAACAUCAGUACUAAACAAUAGUAAAGAUACUCUCACAAUAUAGGGGACAUCCAUUCUUAAGAGUUUAAUGAGACUAAAUAUCGAGGCUUAAUUGCAUAAGAUCAAUUCUUUCAAGGAAUUAACACUCAAAUAACAAUUAAUAAUAAUGCAAUGCCAUUACAAAAUCAAUACUCAAGAAAUUCAGGCCCCACCUAGAAUCCUUAUUUUAACCAGAAUAAUGAGUAGGUAAUAGAUAGAAAUCACUUCGGUUAAGCUAUCCGAAAUAUGCCUCAGAUGUUUAAUUAAGGGAUACCAAACUAAUAAAGUGAUGUUGGCUUUUUAUUGAGCUAAUUAAGGCUAGAGAAUCAAAAUUAAUCUAUGGGUGUAAUCAGCCCUACCUAGAUGCCAUAUAAUUCUGGAGAGUACCAAAAUCAAAUUAAUCCAGUCUAUUCUUAAUUUGAGUUAAACCUUAAUCAAUAAAGAAGCCAUUAAGUUAUAAGUCAAAAACCACAGACUUUCAACUAUUAAAAUCAGUUAGUGAAUCCUUAAUUUAUUCAGUAAAAUUAGAUGAGUCAAUACAACAUGAUGCCCCAAUAGAUGAUUUCUUAAUAAAUACCUUAAAGAAAUUAGAGUUUCCAUUAAACAGGGAGAAACGGUAUGCUACCCCCUACUUACCCUUAAUAAUUUAUGUCUUAAACUCAUGUAAUUCCUACUGCUACUUAAUAAUAAUAGUAGUAAUUCAUUCCUGUAAAUCAAGUAAUUUAACAAAAUAUUAUGCUUCAAUAAUAGCAAAAUAUCUAUGGGAGAUCAUCCAAUGUAAGCUAAAGAUCUAAUGCUUCUGUCUUGAGUGGAAACUAGAACUCAAGACCUCAAAUGACUUAGACUUCAGCCUUUUUAGAGGAGCUAAAAUUAAGAAUAAAUUCAAGCAAAGACAUUACUCUCCAAGAUCUUUUGGGCCAUUUUAGUGAAUGCUCUCUAGAUUAGCAAUGUUCUAGAUUUAUCUAAUAAAGACUAGAAGUUGCAGACGAUGAUGAGAAGUAGCUUUUAUUCAAUGAGCUUCUAAUUGACUCUUAAAAAUUGAUGAAGGAUGUCUUUGGAAAUUAUGUUCUACAAAAAAUGCUUGAUUAUGGCAACCUUAAUUAAAGAAAAAUGCUUUAUCUUUAGCUGAAAGGAAACAUGAUGCCGUUAUCUAAGGAUUAGUAUGGAUGUAGAGUAGUCUAGAAAGCACUUGAGGUGUUAAUUCUAUAGCAAUAAGACGACCUAAUCAAUGAAAUAAAGCCUAUGGUUCAAGUUUGCGUAGAAGAUUAGCACGGUAACCAUGUAAUUCAAAAGAUCAUUGAAUAAGUUCCAAGCGAAAAAGUUCAAUUCAUUGUAGAUGCAUUUUAAUAAAGAGUUUACGAAAUGAGUGUUCACUAGUAUGGCUGUAGAGUCAUUUAAAGAAUGCUCGAGCAUUGUAAAGAGGAACAGAUAAGACCAAUCUAUAGAGAAGUCUUUGAAAGAGUCCUUGACUUAACAAAGGAUUAGUAUGGGAAUUAUGUAAUCUCUCAUGUGUUAGAGCAUGGAGCACCAUAGUAGAAAACCUUUGUUAUUAAUAAAAUGAGAAAGAAGGUAGUUCAAUUAAGUAUGCACAAGAAUGGAUCUAAUGUAAUUGAGAAGUGCCUCCAACAUGCAGAUCAGAACUAAAGAGAUGAACUUAUAGAUGAAAUUAUUAAUGUUAAGCUAAUGGAUGAUGCAAUUCCUUAAAAACAUCAAAGCAGUCAGCAAAAUUGUACUUUAAUGGAUUUAAUGAAAGACAAAUUUGGCAACUAUGUUAUCCAGAGAGUGCUCGAGUUCUGUAAUGAUUCUCAAAGAAAGGCUCUUAUAGAUAAGAUCCUUCAAAUAGCUACUCACAUGAAAAAGCAUAAGGGUCAUGCAAGACAUGUUUUUAACUAUAUUGAGAAAAACUACAAAAUCAAUAUAGUUUUUGCAGAGGAAGAAGAGAAAAAAGGAUCUAAAAAGUCAUCAGGCAAUGAAAGAAAAAGCCUUAAUUCAAAUUAGACUACCUAAAGUUUAAGCCUUACCUUGAGCAAGUAAGGGAGGAAUGGGAAAAUGAGUGAUGCUAAUCUUGGGCAAAGCCAAAAUAGAAUGUCCUCAACCAGUUUUAGUACAAAUGACAAUAAGAGUAAUAGCGGCAAUAAUAAUGGGUAGAGAAAAAGCAAGACAAAGAAUAAGAAGAAAAAUAUAAAUGAGCUUAAUUUAGUUUCACAAUAAUCUGAGACCUCAAUGGGAUAAAAAAGUAAUGGCGACUCAAUGAUGGAAUUCGAUAAGGGUGAUCAGUAUGCUUGA
Stylonychia lemnae is the source of this 3447-nucleotide messenger RNA. The record is from the annotation of a GenBank genome assembly. NCBI's taxonomy places the organism in Eukaryota, Ciliophora, Spirotrichea, Sporadotrichida, Oxytrichidae.